Messenger RNA from Prinia subflava (tawny-flanked prinia), 2588 nucleotides. RefSeq names its product oxidative stress induced growth inhibitor family member 2 (gene OSGIN2). The record is from RefSeq and is a predicted model, not a curated record. The transcript has 6 exons. NCBI's taxonomy places the organism in Eukaryota, Metazoa, Chordata, Aves, Passeriformes, Cisticolidae. Gene Ontology annotation, biological process: negative regulation of cell growth. Bases 152 to 1819 code for a protein of 555 amino acids. Gene Ontology annotation, molecular function: growth factor activity.
CCUCCUCCCGCGUGUGACCCGGUGCCGCAUGUGAGCGAGGAGGAGGGACCGUGCGGCGCGGCCCCCACUGUAGCGGCGGCAGGAGGAGGAGCGGCAGCCGGCGUGCGGUGUCCCCCCGCAGCCUCAUCGCUGGGCCCCGCCGGCGCUCCCCAUGCCCGUGUGGUGCUGCCGCUGCUCCCUGGCCGGUCACUUCAGAACUUACAGCGACACUGAAACCGAAGGACAGCUUUUGAAUUCCUUUGUUCAGUACUUUGGUGACAGCCUUGGGAGGAAGAUUAAAAGAAUGCCUUUAAUUGAAGAAACUGUUCUGCCUGGGGACUCCCUUCUCACUCUGCCUGUAGUAAUAAUAGGAAAUGGACCUUCAGGAAUUUGCCUUUCUUACCUGCUCUCUGGAUACAGGCCAUAUUUGUCUCCUGAAGCUAUACACCCAAACCCCAUCCUACAUACAAAAUUAGAGGAAGCUCGACAUCUUUCCAUUGUUGAUCAAGACCUGGAGUACCUGUCAGAAGGGCUGGAAGGACGCUCCUCAAACCCAGUUGCAGUGCUUUUUGACACGUUGCUUCACCCUGAUGCUGACUUUGGCUAUGACUACCCACCUGUUCUGCACUGGAAGUUAGAACAACAUCAUUAUAUUCCCCACAUAGUGCUUGGGAAAGGACCACCUGGCGGGGCUUGGCAUUCCAUGGAGGGCUCUAUGCUAACCAUCAGUUUUGGAGACUGGAUGGAAUUGCCUGGCCUCAGCUUUAAGGAGUGGGCAGCUAGCAAACGCAGAAAUAUAAAGAGUGAUCGAGUAAUGCCAGAGGAAAUAGCUUGUUAUUAUAAACACUAUGUUAAAGUCAUGGGCCUCCAAAAGAAUUUCAGAGACAAUGUUUACAUAACAUCAGUGUCCAGGCUUUACCGAGAAAAGGAUGAUGAAGGCAGAAGUCACCAAAAUGAGGAUAUUUCAACACAGCAUUUGGAAAUGGAAGAUGGACAGAAAUCGCUUAUUAAGAGAAACUGGGAAGUCAGAGGUUAUCAGAGAGCAACAGAUGGUUCUCAUGUGCCCUUCUGCCUCUUUGCUGAGAAUGUGGCUCUUGCAACUGGAACCUUUGAUUCUCCCGGCCGACUGCAAGUUGAAGGAGAAGACUUUCCUUUUGUCCUCCAUUCCAUGUCUGACUUUGGAGCUGCAAUCAGCAAGGGAAAGUUACGUGGGAAGGCAGACCCUGUGUUGAUUGUGGGUGCUGGACUAACAGCAGCUGAUGCAGUUCUGUGUGCCUAUAACAAUAACAUCCCAGUGGUCCAUGUGUUUCGUAGGAGAGUUACCGAUACAAGCCUGAUUUUCAAACAGCUGCCUAAAAAGCUUUACCCUGAAUACCAUAAGGUCUAUCAUAUGAUGUGUACUCAGUCUCAUACCGUGGACUCUAAUCAACAUUCUGCUUACACUAGUUUCCCUGAACACAAUGUACUUUCCUUCAAGCCUGAAAUGAAAUGUGUUCUUCAGAGUGCCUCCGGACUGAAGAAAAUUUUGAAGUUUUCUGUAGCCUUAGUUCUGAUAGGUUCUCAUCCAAAUCUUUUCUUUUUAAAGGACCAAGGCCAUAGCAUAGGUCAUCACUCUAAUCAGCCCAUCACAUGCAAGGGGAAUCCUAUAGAGAUUGAUCCAUACACGUACGAGUGCACUAAAGAAGCCAACCUCUUUGCUUUAGGGCCUCUGGUGGGAGACAACUUCGUACGGUUUUUAAAAGGAGGUGCACUGGGCAUUGCACGAUGCUUGGCAAUAAGACAGAAGAAGAAACAUGAAUUGAUUGAAAGUGGGGAUGGAGGAGGUGAUGGGGUACCAUAAAUGAGACAUUAGAAACUCUUAACAUCCGGGAUUACAGAUGUAGUCUUAACAGGAAACUCACUGGCAGCAAAAGUUGAUAGCAGUCACAUUUCUGUUGUGUACAAGUAACCUGCGCUUGUAUUUCUUGGUAAAGGAUGCUGAUAUUACGAUACUUCACUCUUUAAAAAUACAAAAAAAUUGAUCUGCUAUUUCAACUGAUCUCAACUGGAAUUGCUUCCAGAUAAACAUAAAAUGAGACUAACUUAUCUUGGCCUGCCUGUCUGUCAUCUCUUGCUCAACUACAAGAGCAGACUUCGUCUGUGAAAGGCAAUGCCUACCAGAGUGGCUUUACAUUUUAGUAUCAAAUGUGAUAAAAAUACUGUUACCAUGAAAUUGAAAUAACUUCUAAAAGCAGAAAGCUUGCUUAGUACAAAGUGAUUCUUUGUCCCUAAGCAAAUUUGGAGCCUUCUGCUUGAAACAAGGAUUUUAUUUAUUUGCCACAGUAAUACUUGGAAUGAGCACUUAGGAAAAUGAUUUCUACUAUAAGAAGGACUUCUGUAAGCAAGAAGUAUUCCUCAACAGUUUUAAAUUAUCCUGGCAAUUGGAAUAAAAGAAUAAGCAUUCCCAUUUAACCUUUAAUGAUUUGACACAAUCCAUUAAUGUUUCUUCACACUGCCUAGAGUUGGGUGAGUGCACAAAGACUAACAUGAGAUGUUCCCCUACAGUGAUCUGUACAUUUCUGAGGAUACGCAUUAACAUAAACAAUAAAGUGCUGAUGUAAGUGCUCUUA